CUCAAAACAUGAACGUAAUGGUCUAAUAAUUCCCGUGUGGUUUCAGGGCGUUUCUGGCCACUUUAACACCGCCCACUAACUUCCAGGUCAGCUGUGUUGUUAACUUGUUAGCUCUUUUCCUUCUCUUUUGCCACAAAUAUCACCUCCACAUGUCAAUCUCAGACUACGAGGCUUCUGUAUGAGGCAAGCAAGUGUACUUUUGACUUGUCUUGCCUCUCCCUCUGCAAUCCCUUGGAGGAUAACUGGUUCCAUCGAACAGCACAGAGGGAUCCACAUUGUCCAGUUUGGUGUCUUCCAUCUGCACGACCCAGCAUGUCAGAAGAUUUUCUACAGCGACUCGGCACCUUGAUCGCAAGCGCAAAGCACAUCGUCCAACUUCCCCGAUUUUCCAACCUGUUGUCUCCCUCCCUGCCGCUGCCCCGACCCACCGUGGUUUCCUCUCAAGUCCCCAGCUUGUUUCGGGAACCUUACAUCUUGUCUGGGUACCGUCCUGUCUACCAGAAGUGGCACUGUUACCUCUUCAGCCUCUUCCAGAGACACAACGAAUCCCUCAAUGUGUGGACACACUUGCUAGCGGCCUUUGUGCUUCUACGCUGCUGGUGGGCUAACACAGGCGCCGUAGCGUACACCUUAACAUUAGCCUCACUGCCUUUAUGCCUCUUUUUUGUGUCUUCGCUUAUGUAUUUGUUCCUCAGUGCUGCAGCCCACCUCUUUCAGUCUCACUCUGAGCACGCGCAUUACUUCUUGUUUUUCAUGGACUAUGUGGGUGUGGCUGUUUAUCAGUACGGAUGCUCCCUUGGACAUUAUUUUUACGCGUCCGAGCCAGCGUGGAGAAGCAGCUGCUUUGGCUCUCUGUUCCUGCCUGGAGCUGCUUUUUUAGGGUGGCUGUCCUGCGCUGGCUGCUGUUUCGCAAAAUCCAGAUAUCGGCGGCCGUAUCCAGUGGGUCGUAAAAUCUGUCAGCUGAUCCCCACCACACUAGCUUAUCUGCUGGACAUUAGUCCUGUAAUACACAGGCUGUCAACUGCAACCUGGACUCAGGACCCCGCGCUGCCCUUCUACGCCCUUCAGAUCGUCUCAUUCCUUUUGAGCGCCAUUUUCUUCUCCUGUCCGAUACCUGAGCGCUUUUUUCCAGGCCGGUGUGACUUUCUGGGCCAAGGACACCAGAUUUUUCACCUAUUUUUGUCUCUGUGCACACUGUUUCAACUGGAAGCUUUCUUCCAUGACUAUGUUAGGCGGAGGGAUACCAUAGUGGAGACAUUUGGUGAGAGCCAGUUGUGGUGUGCCACUAUAUCUUUCCCCACCCUGUUCUUGUGCUGCAUUUUGACAGCACUUUUAACAAUGAGGCACAAACACAAACAACUGCAAGGUGAAAAUAAGAGAGACAAUUAAGAAAUGUGUGUCAGAGAAAGAAAAAUGUACAAAAACAAACUGCAAAGAAAUGCAACGUCAACGUUACGGGAAAAGACAACACAUAAUAUAGUGAAAAAGUAGUUGUUUAAAGUGUUUAAAUAUGAAAAUGGUAAAUUUCCUAGACCUGUGAUAAUGAAGAAAAAUAAUGUUUUAAACACAAAACUGACACCACUUAGGGGCACAUUCAUUUUGUGAUUUCCGUUUUACCCACGCACAUACACACAGACUGAUUUGAGCACAAGUGCACAUGAUAAUGGGCAUUGAUGCCAUAACGGGGAAGGGCAGAUUAUUUAGGAUGCUCACAUUUGAUUGCUGGAAAUAGUACCACCCAUGUUGAGUGGCCACUUCCUGGAAACACUGGCUUUUAUUUACGUAUUUCUCCACUUUUACACAACAACAAAUUGAAAUUUAUCAAACAAGAUUCUGUCUGCUGGGAUGGACAUAAUAAAGGUGUUGUCUUCUUCCACUUUAAGUAUUACAAAAGAGAGGUCCAGACUUGUAAAGGUUCAUUUGAAAUACGCAAAAUGUUUCACAACUGAUUCAAACUAGAAAUAUUUGGCACAUUAUAGUCCAGGAAUCCUCCCUAAGGUUUCUCUCAAUGAAUCAUCGCUGCUGCUACUGCUGCCGUAACAAACAAACUUUGUUGCUGUCUUUUUGCCAUGUUUCAAAAUACAUUGAAACUAAUUCAUCUGUUUUCAAUACAUGUCCUGUUUUAAACAGAAAAUCUUUUUUGAUUGCACACAAAUGCAUACAUGGGCCUCAAUUGUGUUCAAUGUCUGUAAAUGUGGUACAUGUUAUUGUUGGAAAAUAAAAAUUAAAAAAAUGCGGUCAUAGCAGCACAGUGCGGCAUUAGUUAGCACAUUUGCCACAUAGUUAUGAGCAGAGGUGGGUUUGGUAGCCAAAAGUUUUACUCAAGUAACAGUAGCGUUACUUCAAAAUAAUUUUGCAAAAGUAAAGGUAGCCUUCAAAAAAAUGUACUCAAGUAAAAGUAAAAAAUCAUUUGGUGAAACGAAUACUCAAGUAAUGUGUAACAUUGUAACUGCUUAAGAUGUUCGAUUUUUUUUUUUUUUUUCUUCUUCUAAAAAAUUGUAUUUUUUUUUCUCAGCACAACGUUAUCUGUAUGAACUGUUAUUAUUAUGAAUUCAUUUUCUGGCAGUUACAUUAUCCUGUACCAUAGACUUGACUAUCAGUUGAUGGGACUCGGGGCCAAUCUUCAAAAAUUUAAAGUUCAAACAUUUUCAAAACCAAAACAGGCAUCUCCCUUAGGCAUACAGUGGGGCAAAUAAACAAGCAAGAUUUCUGGCUGUCAAAGAGGUCUAACUUCUUCUAACGAGGCUCCACUCGUUCCCUGUAUUAAUGGCACCUGUUUUAACUCAUUAUCGGUAUAAAAGACACCUGUCCACAAACUCAGUCAGUGACACUCCAAACUCCACUAUGGCAAAGACCAAAGAGCUGUCGAAGGACACCAGAGAUAAAAUUGUAGACCUGCACCAGGCUGGGAAGAUUGGAUCUGCAAUAGGUAAAACGCUUGGUGUGAAGAAAUCAACUGUGGGAGCAAUUAUUAGAAAAUGGAAGACAUAUAAGACCACUGAUAAUCUCCCUCCAUCUGGGGCUCCAUACAAGAGUUCACCCCGUGGUGUCAAAAUGAAAACGAGAAGCUGAGCAAA
This is a messenger RNA of Corythoichthys intestinalis (scribbled pipefish), 3077 nucleotides long. It is a transcript of the gene paqr8, whose product is annotated as progestin and adipoQ receptor family member VIII. Gene Ontology annotation, molecular function: steroid binding; nuclear steroid receptor activity. Gene Ontology annotation, cellular component: plasma membrane. The record is from RefSeq and is a predicted model, not a curated record. Gene Ontology annotation, biological process: response to steroid hormone. NCBI's taxonomy places the organism in Eukaryota, Metazoa, Chordata, Actinopteri, Syngnathiformes, Syngnathidae. The transcript has 2 exons. Bases 313 to 1389 code for a protein of 358 amino acids.